CGCAAAGUUUGGGUGAAGAAAGAACUGUGUUAGGACUUUUAUCACUUCUUAAAAAAAUGCCGGUGGGUGAGAGAAACAGCCACAGCAAGAGAAACGACAGGAGGACUCGGAAGGGAAAGACGGAGGAGAGAGAGAGAGCGAGAGGAAGGGACGCAUAAUGAGAGAAGAAGAAACUCAUUCCAGCUGUGUAGAGCCGUGAGAACUUCUUCACAUUGAAGAAUUUUCCACUACACGCCACGGGAACAAACAUUAACUUCGGACAUUCUUCUGUCAGUAUUAGCUGUUUAUUUGUUGAUCAAACGAAACAUCUAGUUGUACAUGUUGAUGGGACAGAAAUAGCACCAAAGUUCAUUGGACAAGGAGCUUUUUGUUGAGUUUAUUUGCUCUGUUUUGUGAUCAGAAGCCUCUCAGCUUGUCAUUUGAAGACAAACAUGAGCACAGACAACACGACUCUGCUGGACAGCUUGUUCUUCCCCCCUCUCUGCGAUGGAUGGACCAACAACACAGAGGGAGCCAUCUACCAUUUGGGAAACACCAUGCUGUUCCUGGCCUACAUGGGGGGCAGCGGGGCCUACGGGUGCCUCUUUAUCUUCGGUUUCCUGACUCCCGCCUACGUGUGCUUGACCCUUUGGGGCUGGAUGACCAUGUGCGGCCUGGACGUCUUCACCUGGAACCUGCUUCUGCUGCUGGCCUGCUUGACUCAGAUCUGCCACCUGCUUUACCGGCUGCACCAGGAGGGCAUACGCAGUGAGGAGCUGACCUCCCUCUACCAGGCGGUGUACCUGCCGCUGGGUGUGCCCGUCCAGGUGUUCAAGGAGAUCGCAGGCGCCUUUGAGAAUAAGGUGGUGGAGCUGAAAGCAGGAGAGACGUACGCUGUGGAGGGCAAGACGCCCAUCGACCAGCUCUCCUUUCUGCUGUCCGGGAGGAUCAAUGUAUCUCUGGAGGGUCAGUUCCUGCAUUACAUCCAUCGCCACCAGUUCCUCGACUCUCCAGAGUGGGAGUCUCUCAGACCAACAGAGGAGGGAAAGUUUCAGGUGACCAUGACAGCAGAAGAAGACUCCCGCUACAUCUUCUGGCGUCGCCGGCGCCUGUACUUGGUGAUGUCAAAGCAUCGCUACAUCGCCCGUGUCUUCUCCGUCAUGCUGGGCUACGACAUCGCCGAGAAGCUCUACAACCUCAAUGACAAGCUCUACAUUAAGAGUGGUGUGCUGCUGGACAUCCGCCUGCCCAGCCUCUACCACGUGCUGGCCCCCUCCUCACAGAGCAGCGACGGCGGCAGCAGCAGUGAUGUCAAGAACCAGCAGCAGGGCGACGACCCGGCGCCGACCUACCAGAUGUCCAAUCCAGCCGAGUUUCACCCAUCCUGCAGGGACCAAGAUACACCAGCCUGGAUGAACCCCAGGCGGCCCAGCACGACCGUUAUCAGCACCCCUGGGCGUCAGACCCCGAGCUGCCCACUGGUGAGGACUUCCACCAGCCUGGUCCUGGAGGACUUUGCUGAUGUGGCGGGCUCCUUAACGGAUUAUGGCAGUGAGAGGGAUUAUUUGAGGUAGAGGGGCAGGGCGCUGGAGCUAACACACUGGGUCACCACUUAAGCUACAUGAGGUGAUAGUGACGGGGAUCUACCGCCUCGAUUCCAGAGGGGCAGAGCGCCGCUGGCUCCCACCGACACUCCCAAACUGUGAGAAGAGUCUCUCCUGGAAACACUUUAUUAUCUACAGUAUAGCAGUAUGAAUGUGUCACACCGUGUCCUCCUCACUCUGUUCUCACCUCAGUUACAGCUAAUACUGCUGAUAUUAAUCAACAUAAUACCUUAAAUUAAUUUAAUGCCAACAAAUUGCGAGUGUUUUGUGUUUUUUUGGCCAACAAAUCUGCCUUAUUUUUGAAAGACCGGGGGACCCAGCACAUGUUUUCAAUUUAAUUGAAACUUCUUGAUAUUUUAGCAUUUACAUGAACAUGGCAUUUACAAAAUCUACAAUUUGAACCAACGAAAUUGCUCCAAGAAUAUAAUGUUUUUGUGUUUCUGUAGCUGCUAGAGAGAAACAUUUGUCCAAUUUAAGGAGGACAGAUGAAUACAUCUGAAUGAAAUCCUAAACACACCAUCAUCUGGAGCUGAGGACAGAGGGACACCCUUCACUUUACCAGCACGUUAAAUGUCUGAAAUGUUAUUUUAUGUAAUAAAAAGUAGAUUCUGUGAUACUGACACGGAUGAAUUUAAGUUUUCAUCUCACUUUGAUGUUAAAACAAUGAUUGUUGAUGAAUUUGACUUCAUGCAAUUCAAUGUUAUAUUUUAAAUAAACGUUUUUCUCCUA
Messenger RNA from Cottoperca gobio, 2312 nucleotides. It is a transcript of the gene popdc2, whose product is annotated as popeye domain cAMP effector 2. Gene Ontology annotation, biological process: striated muscle cell differentiation; heart development; skeletal muscle tissue development. The record is from RefSeq and is a predicted model, not a curated record. Lineage: Eukaryota; Metazoa; Chordata; Actinopteri; Perciformes; Bovichtidae. Gene Ontology annotation, cellular component: sarcolemma. Gene Ontology annotation, molecular function: cAMP binding.